Capronia epimyces CBS 606.96 is the source of this 1764-nucleotide messenger RNA. RefSeq lists its product as uncharacterized. Bases 1 to 1764 code for a protein of 587 amino acids. The record is from RefSeq and is a predicted model, not a curated record. The transcript has 3 exons. NCBI's taxonomy places the organism in Eukaryota, Fungi, Ascomycota, Eurotiomycetes, Chaetothyriales, Herpotrichiellaceae.
AUGGCUGCUCGUGACCCCGAGCCUCGUCCACUCCUGUUCAUCGUUCAGGAUUCGCAAUCUUUCCGCCGGCGGUCUUCCAAGAAAGCCGCCGCGGAGGCCAAGGCGAUCACGUCCCACGUGUCUAGUCGUUACCGAGGCUGGAGAAAAACGCACCACCAAAGCCUCGUCCUUGAUCCUACGACAAAUGCCAUUCUGACUUCAACCCCACCAAUUCACGCAGUUGGCUCCCUCCCUGUCCCUGUGAACGAUGUGGCCGAUCAAGAUCAAACCAGCGACCAGAGACUGCUCUCGGAAUAUCGCCAGAAACUGAUGGAAACCAGUGGUCGAUGGGUUUACGGGUCGUUCAAGCUGCAUCGUCUGCAGGCAGACAGGAGCGAGAGACUCAUACUCAUCGACGGCAGCAUCGUGCCUCCCCCUUCGAGACUCGGGAGCCAGACUCUGGAUCCCUUUGCGCCCGACAUGUUCAAGUAUGACCGCGAAUUACAAGCGAGUCUAUUUUACUACAUCAAGAUUAUUCGGCCGUUUGCCGUCCAUUUAUUACAAGGCUGGUCUUGGAUUGAUAAUCUGUCUCAGGUACAAUCGUCGCCGGUCCUGGCGUACGCAGUAGCCACGUUUGCUUCCGCUUUCCUGUCCGGCUCUCUUCGCGGAGGUCCUGGUGUCGUGCUGCCUCCGCCGGUGGAGAAGGGCCAACAGCCGCUGUGGGAGAUUCCGCCAUGGCUACGGUUACAAACGCAUUGUCUGGCGGAACUGAACGCGAUCCUGAGUGACCCGUCGUCCCGAAAUCUGGACGAGUCAUGCUACCAGGCCAUUUUGUUCUUGCUCCGACUUUCGAUUCUGUUCUCCGACGGCGAGGCGGGGAGAAUGCAUCUCAAAGCUCUGCAAAGAAUAUCUGGGAUUGUCGGGGUGGAAGGUGUCGACCUAGAAAAGGAGAUGGCAGUUAACAAAAUCAACCUCAUCAGUGCUUUCCUCCACAACUCAUCCGCCGUGCUGGUCAGAAAGCACCCACAUGGGGACUCAGGCCGGGUCCGGGAAGUGGUCGAACUGGACCGAAAGCUGUGGACCUGUGACCGCGAAUGGUACACCUUCUGUGCUGCGGUCAACGCACGAACCCUCACGUGGCGGUCUGAAAGCCCGAGUGCACGAUUGCUGCCGGACACGGCGGCUGCGAUUGCCAGGAUGGACCCCAAUAGCCAGGGCCAGGGCCAGGGCCUCAGGCCGAGCGAGGCGGUGGAACUGCAACGGUGCUACCAGAUUGCACUCUUUCUGUCGGUCUACCUCAACAACAUCAGCUUCAACACUUCGGCGGCAUGUGUUCGCUCCCAGGUGUUGGAUUUGCAGUCGAGACUGUCGAGAAUGGACAUGAUGGCCAUGACUCACGUGUGUCACUGCACCGUGUUCAACCUCCUGAUGGUGGGCGCCAUGGCGACGCGGGGGUUCCUGGAACGGAACUGGUUCGUUCGUCUCGUGGCCAUCCAUUAUACCGACGUGUUGUAUAUCGACCAAGUCUACCGAUUAAUUGCCGAGUUCAUUGACCCUCUACACAUGGUCUACGACGCCAUCGAAGAUACGUGGAAGGACGUCACCAGUUUCCGAUCACUCAUGUCCAUCAAGAUGGAGCCUCGGGUGUUGGCCAACGGCAACGACCGCCAUGUUGGUGACAUCGAUCCCGAGAUCGAGAACUUGAGGCCGAUGAAUUAUUCUCCUGAUUUGUCCAAACCAAUCAAGGUCGUUGAAGUUGAUGAUCUAGACGUUGAUUUGGGAUAG